Molecule: messenger RNA, 3194 nt
Organism: Pteropus alecto (black flying fox)
Lineage: Eukaryota; Metazoa; Chordata; Mammalia; Chiroptera; Pteropodidae
Product: zinc finger protein 343-like
Biological process (GO): regulation of transcription by RNA polymerase II
Molecular function (GO): DNA-binding transcription factor activity; RNA polymerase II cis-regulatory region sequence-specific DNA binding
Source: RefSeq, a predicted model, not a curated record
AUGUUAAAGUGACCUAGUUCAAAUUAGUCUCAGUAUGGAAAGCUUUGAUCCAAGUUGCAUUUCUUGACAUUGUUUUCUUUGUCUUGCUUGACACCACAAUAUUCUGUAGCUCCCCAGCCUCUCAUGUCUCUCUUUUCAACUUUUGUCUUUUUCCCUUUUCUUUGGAUUGUAGAGAUCCAUAGGACUAAUGUCACAAACUCUUUUUUUUUUUCUGGGUCUACGUUAACAUCCUUAAACAAUUUGUGAACUGUAAUGAUUUGCCCAUAACAUAUUAUGAUAAACCCAUAUUAUCUGUCACUCCGUCACCUGUGCUUUAUCCUCACAUUUCUGUUUGGUUAUGAGAGAGCACAAGUUUAUUCUCAAUCUUACCAAAAAUUGAGAUCAUACAAUUUGCCCUCUAAACCAGUCUCUUUUCUCUAAUUCUCCGCAAAUUCAUGUUACGAAGUCUCUUCUUCAAGGGUACUAUUAGAAACAAAUGGGCUGAUAUCCCCUGAAAUAAUCUUUAAAGCCUUCGUAGGGGCAAUAUUUCAGUUAGCAUAGGCUAGUAAUGCUGUAGUAAGACACAGCACCGAAAUUUGGUGGCUUAUAACAGCAAAUGUUUAUUUCUUACUUAUAUUACUUCUUUUCUACAGUUUGGAUGGUGUUCUGGAAUCCAGGCAAAAGGACUAGCCUCUGUGCGGGUCAUGGGAUUCUUACAGAAGAAGGAGAAAGAGUAAUGAAGGAACCACAUUGUGGUUCUUAAAACUUGUUUGAAAGUAGCGCUAACUUUUCACCAACGUUCGGUGGCUAAAGCAAAUCCCAUAGCCAAGUCUGAUGUCAUUGUGAUGAGAUUGGUUUGGGCACAAGGUGCCAGAAUCCUUUCUUGUCCACUGCUGAAUCCAUAAUACUCAGUAGAAAACCUAGCACUUAGAAACUUCUAAUAAGUGUUUGUGAUGGGCAACCUGAAAUUCAGAUUUUUUUCAUACACAGUCUCUUUAACCUCUGUUUCAUAUACUAUUUCCUAUGUUUGGGAGACCACCAGACCGAGUGACAUUUUAUGUGUAUCAGUCUUUUUUUGUGUAAUAAGAGAAGUCAUGAAGGAGAUUUCCACAUAGGUCAUAGAGACUAUGACCUCCAAGUAGAACAGAGUUGUGGACAGUAUAUAUUAAUGUGAGUGUUCGUGGCCUAGAUGAUUUACUAGAAAGAAAAGGCUGAAAGUAUUGAAGCUGCUUGCAAAGCAGAAUGUUUACUUUAAAGGCGCCUAGGCUGAGUGACAUGUAACAUGUUUUUGGUGUGGAUUUACUGGAUUGCAGUAGAAAAUGGAAUGUGUAGAAAUGGAAUGUAAGGAAAUUAUCGAUGGAAAACAAAUAUCGAUAACAGGUGUGGUAGGAAGACACUCUCUGUCCUAAGACAAGGCGGAACAGCCCAGCAACCCUACUUAGGGCUUCUCUAACUGAACACUCUCUCUGCAACAGAAUCAAAGCCAGAGCUAGGCUCCUUUCCUCCUGCCUUCUGGCUUCCUCUCAUCCACUCCUCAGCCAACAUGUGCUUCAGAUCUUCUCGGGCUUAUGUGACUUUCAUCCAAGGAAUUCUGGCCAAGGGCAUCAGGAGCACAAGUUUUCUGCUCAAAGCUGCUGGAGUGAAAACAGAAGGGCAAGAGAAAGAAGGUGGCUGUAGACCCCAGUGUGUGAAGACAGAGGAGAGAGAGACCUCAGGCACAUUCCCCAGCCCACCCCGAAGGCAGUCAGCAAGUUCUAGAGAAGGCAGAAUGGUGGAAACAGAGCCUAACUUAGCCCAAAUGGUAAACACUGGGCAAACAGACAAAGGAGUGAAGGAAUUAGAAACCCUGAGAUCUAGAGCAGUCAGCUGUAGUGAGCAUGAACUAGACUGUAGCCUGAAGUCAAACUUCAUUACAAACCAGGUGACCCUCUCAGCGGAGAAGCCCUAUGUUUGCAGGGAGUGUGGGCGAGGCUUUAAAGAUAAGUCAAACCUCAUCAGACACCAUCGGACACACUCAAUGGAGAAGCCUUAUGCGUGCGGUGAGUGUGGCUGAGGCUUCAGCCUAAUGGCAAUCCUUAUUAAUCACCAGAGGAAACACUCAGGAGAGAAGCCAUAUGUGUGCAAGGACUGUGGGCAAGGCUUCAGCCAGAAGUGCAACCUCAACAGACACACAAGAACACAUUCCGAACAGAAGCCUUAUUUGUGCAGGGAGUGUGGCCAGAGCUUUAGAAAUAAUUCAGUCCUCCUUAGACAUCGGUGGACUCACUCAGGGGAGAAGCCCUAUAUUUGUCAGGAGUGUGGGCAAGGCUUCGGUGAGAAAUCAUACUUCAUCUGACACCACAGGACACACUCAGGGGAGAAACCUUACAUGUGCCUGGAGUGUGGACGAGGAUUUGGUGAUAAGUCAACCCUGAGAAAACACCAGAGGAUUCACUCAGGAGAGAAGCCCUAUGUUUGUCAGGAGUGUGGGCCAGGUUUCAGCAAGAAGUCAUCCUUUGUCAGACACCAGAGGAUAGGAGAGAAACCUUACGUGUGCCUGCAGUGUGGACGAGGAUUUGGUGAUAAGUCAACCCUGAGAAAACACCAGGGGAUUCACUCAGAGGAGAAGCCUUACGUGUGCAGUGAGUGUGGCCGAGGCUUUAGCCGGAAAUCCUUUCUCCUCAUUCAUCAAGGGACGCACUCGGAGGUGAAGCAUGUUUGCAGGGAGUGCACGCGAAGCUUUAGCUACAAGUCAAAUGUCAUUAGCUACCAGAGGAUGCACUGAGAGGAGAAGCCUUGUGUAUGCAGGGAUCAUGGGCAACACUUUAGCAAUCAGUCAAACCUCAUCUUACACCAGAGAGACACCUGGGGAGUAGUCCUGUGUGUGCGGAGUGAGUGAAGCUGAAGAGAGCGGAUUGUAAGCUUGACAAGGUCCUUAUAGUCUGUGAGGGCAACCAAGGGUUACCUCACCUCUGCAAACUCCUUCUGAGAAAAACAAAGUACGAAUGUAGCCACAGGCAGGCAAACAAGCUGAAGGUCACGAUAAGACAUAGCUUGGGAAAAGUAGAAGAAACAAUGUCGUUAUGCCUGAGGGAAACUGUUUAUGCCACCUAGUAUGUUCUUGUAUAAAAGCAGCUUACAAAAUUGAACUGCGCCAUUGUCCACCAUCAGUGGGCGGUGGACCUCCUGAUCCCAGUUUUCUGUCUUCUUUCUUUUCUUUAUGUCCCACUGUUCCC